CCAGCCAAGCAUUCAUUCAGUGCCAGCGGAGCUCACUACAACCGAUAGUUUUCUGUCUUCCUACCGGGUCAGUUCAUGGUUCACUUCGAGGUCUUCGUAUUCUGCUCCACUUUUACACUCUGGACGGUCUUUGUGCCUUUUAGCACGGCAGUACAGACGGACGUUAAAGUUCAGGUGAAUGGGUCCCUUCAGCCAAUCAUGGCCGCCCCGGGCGACGACGUCAUCCUGCCGUGCCAGUUAGAGCCCAGAGAGGACGUGCGGGACAAGACGGUGGAGUGGUCCAAGCCCGACCUGAAGCCGGACCCGUCGGACCGGCUGAGCCGCGUCGGCUACGUGCACCUCUACCGGGACAAACGGGAAGUCCCGGACAUGAAGAUCCCGGCGUACGCCCAGAGGACGGCGCUGUUCACGGACGCCCUGAAGGAGGGGAACAUCUCGCUCAAGAUCGUCAACGUGACGCUCGCAGACACGGGCAGAUACCGAUGCUACGUCCCCAAGCUAGACUGCCACUCGAUCGUCGAGCUCGUCGUCGAGCCACGCUCUGUUGAAACCUGGACGACGGAGACGCCGCUGCAUCCCAAAAUCCUCCAGACUCCAGAUCCAAACGAUGAGACGGCUGUUACAGGUGGCCGUCUCUUCCUGAGCGUACCGGUCCUCGGUGUGUUUGGCUGCGUCUUACUGAUCCUGGGUUUUGGAGUCAGCGUAUAUUCACUCAAACUAAGGGGUCAACACCAAACUGUAAGUCAGGACGACUUGGACGUUUAAGAGAAAGCACCAGCACUACCUUCACUACUUGGUCUGGGCCAACGUUCAGUCGGGAGAGGACGGCCGCGGUAUUUCACCGGACCUUUAACUGGACCUUUAACCGGACCUUUAACCGACCCACGAUGGAAGACCAAAGACAACGAGUUUGUCUCUGUAUCGUAGGGCUCUCCUCACGAUUCACAAACUGGCUUUUUGUGGUUCUGUUGUUGUAACGACGCUGUGUGACCAGAGGUCCGCACUACUGAGCAAGAUUUGGCGUCAACGAGGGGACUCCAGGGUUUGGUGCAUCACGGCGGCGGAUCUCUCGUUGCCGGGUUAACGGCGCCUUCACAUCGGCACAUUAGGAUGCAUUAAAAAAAGUUGACUGUUCCUAUUAGGGGUGUGCAAAAAAAUCUAUUUGAAUAUCGCGAUUCAAGCUGUACCAAUUCAAAAUCGUUGGCUUAUUUUUUUAUUGUAUGUCUACUGCAAUCACAUGGGAAUAGUAACUACAUUUACAUACUGUGAAUCAUUUUUUUUAAAUCGAAAAUCAAUAUCGAAUCGUGACAUUUUCUGAAUCGUGCACCCCUAGUUCCUAUGUGACAAUUUUAUUAAGGCAGUUGAUACGAUAGCUGCUAUGGCUAAGUUGGUUAGCAACAGACAUCGAACUAUUGACAUUAUAU
Sander lucioperca (pikeperch) is the source of this 1424-nucleotide messenger RNA. Its product is annotated as myelin-oligodendrocyte glycoprotein-like. The coding region runs from base 76 to 765 and encodes 229 amino acids. The record is from RefSeq and is a predicted model, not a curated record. NCBI's taxonomy places the organism in Eukaryota, Metazoa, Chordata, Actinopteri, Perciformes, Percidae. The transcript is spliced from 5 exons.